Molecule: messenger RNA, 1053 nt
Organism: Candida dubliniensis CD36
Lineage: Eukaryota; Fungi; Ascomycota; Pichiomycetes; Serinales; Debaryomycetaceae
Exons: 1
Coding region: 1-1053 (350 amino acids)
Biological process (GO): lipid metabolic process
Source: RefSeq, a predicted model, not a curated record
AUGUAUUUAGGGUUGGUGUUAUCAUUAUUUGUUUCACAGAUUUUGCAUCAAGUAAGCGCUCAUCCUAUCAACAGUGAUAAUUCAGUUUUCAUAGAUAACCGCGACCCCACCACGCCAAUUGACCCUGAGAUCUAUUCCAAUCUAUACACAUAUGCACAUUUAAUCGAUAUAUCAUAUUGUAUUUCUGAAGUUAACAGGAUUGAGGAGCCAUUUAAAUGCAACUUGAAUUGUGAAAAGAGAUUCCCAAACAUUUCCUUGGUUUAUCAGUUUUAUUUUGACGAGUCAGUUACGGGGUACAUUGCCAAAACAACUUCAAAUAUUUUUAGAUAUAAUGAAACCAUAUCAGAAGAUAUAAAAACAAUAAUUGUUGCACUAAGGGGGACAAGAUCCAUAUUUGACACUUUAACGGAUUUGAAAGUUGAUAUGAUACCUUAUUCAAAUAGUGGCACCAAACUACCACUUUGUGGAUAUGAUUGUAAAGUUCACAGAGGGUUUCAUGAUUACUAUACGAGAACCUUAUCUAUUAUUCACCCUUAUAUAAUUGAGGAGCUAAAUAAUUAUGUUGGAGUCGACAAUUAUGAAUUGAUUAUUUUAGGUCAUUCUUUGGGUGGAUCUAUUGCAUAUCUACUAGGUUUGUAUUAUCUAGAUAUGGGGUUUGACAAGCUUACAUUGGUUACAAUGGGUCAACCUUUGCUAGGGAAUGAAAAUUUUGUAAGUUGGGGAGAUAAGGUGUUGGGGAGCGUGAAUGAAGCGAAACAUAACGAAUUUAAAAGAAAGUUCUUGAGAGUUAUUCACAAGAAUGAUGUGAUAACAACAUUACCCAGGGAUCAGAACAUAUUUAAUCGGUAUUGCCAAUUUAAUAAUCAAAUAUAUUUAAACUGUUCUGAGUCUAACACGAGACCCAGUAUUGAUGAAGUGAUUGAUUGUUAUGAUGGAACUAAUAAUCAAUGUAUUGCCAAAGAUUUCCCAUUCUUGGUGUUUGAAAGACGUAAUUAUUUACAAAUACAUAUCAAUUAUUUCCGACAGAUGGGUUUAUGUGGAAUAUUGAAGUGA